AUGUCCGCGUGCGCGCUCGUUCUCACGAUUGCCCUGUCGGUGAUCGUGCGCGCGAGCGCCGCCCCGCUCACCGCGAUCGGGGAGGGAAUGCGCGCCCCCGGAGCGCGGCGCGUGGCGUUUUCCAACGGCGCGCCCGCGGCUCGCGCAUCGUCGCUCGCGUACGUCGCGAGCGGCGACGUCUUGCGCUCGAUCGCGCUCGGCGCCGCGCCCGAGCUGAAUACGAUAGCGGACGUCUCCGAUGUCGGGCCGUGCGAGAGCGUGUUCGCGUACGAGAGCGGGAAGCGUGGGCUAGGAGACGACGCUCGGACGCGAUUGGCGGUGACGUGCGCGCGAGCGAACGCGUUCUUGAUCUACGCCGUGCGCGCAGACGGAAAGAGCGCGGAGCGAUUGUUUGCGUUGACCGGAGUUAACCGAAUCGCGCGACCGAGGGACGUUGUCGUGGUGAACGAUACGCUGGCGUUCGUGGCGAGCGGAACGCACGCGCGGGUGGUGGCGCUCAAGUUGGAUCCGAGCGAGAAGGCGGAGCCGAGUCUUUUGGCGUCGACGUUUCAGCUCAGCGGCGCAGACGCUUUGGAGUUAGGGCCGUCAUCGAGGCAGACUAUUAGAGUGCUCAGUGGGGGAGUUCGUAGGGUGACGACGUUGAAGUACACCCCGGCGGGAACGCUGCAGCUCGUCGGGAGCGUGAAGGACAGUCGGUUGCAGGGGACGAGCGGAUCGUGCGUGGGCGUCGGGAGCAGCGAGCGGACGUUCACCUACAUCGUCUCACCGGUAUACGGUGGGACGUUCGCAAUAUUCAACAGCACACAGUACGGGGCACCAGAGUAUUUGAGUGGGAUUCACGCCGAUGGGAAGAAUUUGGGAUUCGCCGAGUCGCCGGGAAUCUAUGAGGAGUUGCGAGACGCUAAAGACGUGAGCGUGCACGAGAACGACGCGUAUAUCAGCGCGAAGUCCAUCGGUGCCAUCCUCGUCGUCGACAUCACCAACCCGAGCGAGCCGGUGAUGCGCGAAAAGCUCCAAUCCGCAAGCCUCGUGGGCGUCGACCGCAUCGUUGUCUCGCCAAACGGCGCCUUCGUCGUCGCCGUCGUCAACGCCACCUCCGACGACGGCGCUUCCGUGGUCAUCGCCACCUCCGACGACGCCGUCAUAGAUAAAAUCCCCAAGAGACGUAAAUUGUUCCAACUCUAG
This is a messenger RNA of Ostreococcus tauri, 1185 nucleotides long. Its product is annotated as Six-bladed beta-propeller, TolB-like. The transcript has a single exon. NCBI's taxonomy places the organism in Eukaryota, Viridiplantae, Chlorophyta, Mamiellophyceae, Mamiellales, Bathycoccaceae. The record is from RefSeq and is a predicted model, not a curated record. The coding region runs from base 1 to 1185 and encodes 394 amino acids.